GGCCGGGCGGGCGGGUGCUGCAGGCAGCCCAGCCGGGAUCCAGCGCUGAGCCCCGGCGAGGACACCGAGGCCGCAGCCCCGCCUCCGCCCCGCCCCGCGCCCAGCCGGUCUGCGCCCGGAGCUCGGAGCAGCGCCCGGGCCGAGCCGCAGCGGCAGCCGGAAAUCGGGCCCGUGCGGCGGCCGCCGACCCGGCACGAGCCGGGACCCGACGCCGGAGUCGGAGCCGGCCGGGCCCGCGCGGGUCAUGGCGGGACCGUGGGGCGCGCUGCUGGCCUGGUGCCGCCGCCAGUGCGAGGGCUACCGUGGCGUGGAGAUCCGCGACCUGAGCAGCUCCUUCCGGGAUGGCCUGGCCUUCUGCGCCAUCCUGCACCGGCAUCGGCCCGACCUGCUAGAUUUUGAUUCACUUUCCAAGGACAAUGUCUUCGAGAAUAACCGUUUGGCCUUUGAAGUGGCCGAGAAGGAGCUGGGGAUCCCUGCUCUCCUGGACCCCAAUGACAUGGUCUCCAUGAGCGUCCCCGACUGUCUCAGCAUCAUGACCUAUCUGUCCCAGUAUUACAACCACUUCGCCAGUCCCAGCCAAGCUGGUGUCUCACCACCCACGAAGGACCUGGCACCCUGCUCUCCUCCAUCUGUAGCACCCACACCAGCGGAACCAGGCAACGGGGCUCAGGGCAAGAAGCUCUCCUCAGGCAGCCUGUCGGAGCAGGGUGCCCACCAGGCCCCCAGUAGCACCUGUGCAGCCUGCCAGCAGCACGUGCACCUGGUGCAGCGGUACUUGGCCGAGGGCAGGCUGUACCACCGGCACUGCUUCCGGUGUCAGCAGUGCUCCAGCACCCUGGUUCCUGGGUCUUACAGGAGUGGGCCUGAGGAGGGCACCUUUGUGUGUGCAGAACACUGUGCCAGGCUGGGCCCAGGGACAAGGUCAGGAGCCAGGCUAGGGCCCCUCUCACAGCCAAAGCAGCAACACCAGCAGCAACUUGCAGAAACAGCCAAAGAUGUCCUAGAAGGCAGCCCCAGCCCCACUGUGGCUGCAGGGGCUGAGGAAGAUGGACCCAAAGGCAGCCCUGAGGCCCGGCCCCAGAUCCCCAUGAAGCCCCGGGUUCCUGACAAACCACCGGAGCUAGCCAGCCCCCCAGCUGGCCGGCCCACACCUGCCCCCAGGAAGGCCAUUGAGAGUGCAGCCCCAGCGCCCCCCACACCCCGGCCCCGCUCCAGUCUACAGCAAGAGAACUUGGGGGAGCAGGCUGGCAACAGCGGCCUGGUGAAUGGAAGACUACAUGAACCGCCUGUCCCCAAGCCAAGAGGGACACCCAAGCUGUCUGAAGGGACACCAGCUUCCAGAAAGGACCCCCCAUGGAUCACACUGGUGCAGGCAGAGCCAAAGAAGAAGCCCGCCCCACUCCCCCCUAGCAGCAGCCCUGGGCCGCCUGAAGGGGACAGCAGCUGGGUGGAGAAUGGAGGUGUGGCAGAGGGGGCCCAGCCGAGCCCAGCAGCCAGUCUGGAGUCCAAGUCCCAUAACCCCUUUGAUGAUGAUGACGAUGAGGAGGAGUCCACAGCUGCACCCAGCUUGGCCAUCAGCCCUGCCCCAGCCCACCCAGAGUCCACACCCAAGUCCCUGCAUCCCUGGUACGGCAUCACCCCCACUAGCAGCCCCAAGGCAAAGAAGCGCCCUGCACCCCGUGCGCCCAAUGCAUCUCCACUCGCUCUGCACGCCUCCCGUCUCUCUCACUCGGAGCCACCCUCGGCCACACCAUCACCAGCCCUAAGUGUGGAGAGCCUGCCAUCAGAGAGCUCCAGCCAGAUUGCUAGUGGGAAGCUUCUGGAGCCGCCAGCUGUGCCCAAGAGCUCCUCGGAGCCUGCUGUCCAUGCCCCUGGCACCCCUGGAAACUCUGCCAGCCUUUCUGCCAACUCUUCCCUGUCCUCCUCUGGAGAGGUGGUACAACCCAGCGUGGUGCAGACACCUCAGGCCAGCCCUGGACUUGCCCCCAAGACCAGGGGCAGUCCAGGUCCCCAACCAGCCAAGCCCUGCAGUGGUGCCACCUCAACCCCACUCUUGUUGGUUGGAGACAAGUGCCCAGCAUCUCCCCCUGAAAGUUCAUCCCCACAGUUGCAGCUAAAGUCUUCCUGCAAGGAGAAUCCUUUUAACCGGAAGCCAUCACCCGCAGCAUCCCCAACCACAAAGAAGGCCACGAAGGGAUCCAAGCCAGUGCGGCCACCUGCCCCAGGACAUGGAUUUCCACUCAUCAAACGCAAGGUCCAGGCUGACCAGUACAUCCCGGAGGAGGACAUCCAUGGAGAGGUGGACACAAUUGAGCGCCAGCUGGAUGCCCUGGAGCACCGUGGGGUCCUGUUGGAGGAGAAGCUGCGAGGCGGCGUGAAUGAGGGCGGUGAGGAUGACAUGCUGGUGGAUUGGUUCAAGCUCAUCCACGAGAAGCACCUACUGGUGCGGCGGGAGUCCGAGCUCAUCUAUGUCUUCAAGCAGCAGAACCUGGAGCAGCGCCAGGCUGACGUCGAGUAUGAGCUUCGAUGCCUGCUCAACAAGCCAGAAAAGGACUGGACAGAGGAGGACCGCAGUCGGGAGAAGGUGCUGAUGCAGGAGCUUGUGACCCUCAUUGAACAGCGCAAUGCCAUUGUGAACUGCCUAGACGAGGACAGGCAGAGGGAAGAAGAGGAAGAUAAGAUGUUGGAAGCCAUGAUCAGGAAGAAAGAGUUCCAGAAGGAGGCUGAAUCUGAGAGCAAGAAGAAGGGGAAGUUCAAGACCAUGAAGGUGCUGAAACUGCUAGGAAACAAGCGUGAUACCAAAAGCAAGUCCCCCGGGGAUAAGAGCUAACAGCAGCGAGGGAAGCCAGCCAGGGACUGCCCCUGCCUGUGCCUGGACCACCCACCUCUCUCAGAUCAGUGAAGAGGAAAGAUGACUUAAGGGGAGGGAGCCUCUGGGUGAAGGCCUCUCACUGUGCAAGGUCCUUCAGCUCGGCUGGGCCAAAGAAGCCUCCUUCUUUCUCUGAGGCCCAGGCAGCUGUGACUCAGCCCUGCCCUGUCUGGUUCUGAUGACUCCAGAUGCUGUGACUGACCCAAGGGGGGGCAAAUAAGAGCCUAUGGUCCAGGGAGGAGCAAUGGCUGAGCACAUCUGCUCCUUGUCCUGCCCAGCCCCUUCUGUGACAAGGUGGCUUCUUGGGCCGUCUUCCCUCUGGACCACAUCCAGAUGGGAUUCUUAGCUCUCAGAGUUCUGCCCACAGUGACCUCUGGCCUGGGUCUCCCACUGCCAGUGUUCUGUAAGCAGGGCCUAGCUACACUUCCUGCCCUAGCCCUGGCUCUGAGUCUCUGUCUUCCUGUAUGUAGGGGUGUCCCUGAAUCCCAGGCUCUGCUCACUCAAGAGCUCUGUUAAUGAAGUGUCUAAGUUUGGGCUCACUCCUGAGUGGUCUAUGCUGUCAGACACAAAUGGGCCUCAAGGGCAAAUCCCUGCCCCUGCUUCCUCCGAGGUCUAGGGGGUGCUGCCCUUAUCUCCCCUCAUUCCAUGAGGAACCUCACCUUCCAGAGCUGCCAUGGCCAUGCUGGGGCAGGUGGUUACUUGUGUAACACCCCCCAGUACUCAGUCCCCCGGAAGGGCCUCAGGGGGCAGGCCUCAGAUGCAGUUCUGGUUCCUGAUUAUUAGCCUGGGGAGGGUGCUAAUCUUGAUUCUUUAACUCAUAGUCUGACCUCUAAUUUAGGCUUCCUCCAGCAUCCCAAGUCCAGGGGCCUGUGCCCAUUGGUGGUCAUCAGUAGUCUGUCUGUUCUCCCUGAUGCACUUCCACUAAAUACUGAUGGCCACUUGCCCUACAGGGAUGGCUGUAGGAGAGGGGAUGUGAUGGGGACAACCCCCCUUUCCUUAGGAAAGGUGCCCAGCAGCUCUUUGUCAAAGCACUGUUGCUAUAAGCUAUCCCUGGGACGCCCCCAGGCCUCCUCCCUGAAGACACCUCUGGGAAAAGAUCACACUGUAUUAACUUGUGAGGAUUUUCCUCAUCAACAAUAAACAGAGACAACCUCAGCUG
Molecule: messenger RNA, 4028 nt
Organism: Otolemur garnettii (small-eared galago)
Lineage: Eukaryota; Metazoa; Chordata; Mammalia; Primates; Galagidae
Gene: MICALL1
Product: MICAL like 1
Exons: 16
Coding region: 245-2830 (861 amino acids)
Molecular function (GO): protein binding
Source: RefSeq, a predicted model, not a curated record